CCACUCACCAUCGUCAACCACUUACGACAACCGCCAGAAUGAUGCGAGGAGAGAUUCCUACACGGCACCACAGGGCCUUUGGCCAGCGAAGACUCGCAAAGAACCCAAAUCUUCAACGAAAGCUCGAACAGAUGGCUCUUCCACUUGCACCUCUUGUCCAGCUCACCACAGGCGCUGUCCAUCCAUCAUUUCCCACCACGGUCCUCAACUUUUGGCUCCUCACCGAUGAGCAGCUAGAGUCUCUUGCACACUUCUACCACCAGAGGACGCCAUCGCCUUGGACAAAUCAGUACCCCUGCCCAGUCACCUGGAGGUCCGAUCUGCCUCUCGAGGAGAAGCGACGCAAGAUGGGCAAGUUUAUUGGUCUCAGGGGCUGUGAAUCUCCCAUCCUUCUCAAGACGGAGGAGGAGAUCCUGGCAGAGGCACGAAAGGCGAGACUUGCAGCCGAAGAGGAUCUUUGGAGGCGAAAGCACUUUUCCUAAUGCAUCAAGCAAGCC
Molecule: messenger RNA, 497 nt
Organism: Fusarium verticillioides 7600
Lineage: Eukaryota; Fungi; Ascomycota; Sordariomycetes; Hypocreales; Nectriaceae
Exons: 1
Coding region: 39-482 (147 amino acids)
Source: RefSeq, a predicted model, not a curated record